This is a messenger RNA of Oryza sativa Japonica Group (Japanese rice), 725 nucleotides long. The record is from RefSeq and is a predicted model, not a curated record. Lineage: Eukaryota; Viridiplantae; Streptophyta; Magnoliopsida; Poales; Poaceae.
AUGAAAGGUCGGAGAGCCUACGACCUACCCGCGGCCUACAGCUUCCGUCAACCCGCCUUCGUUGCGAAGUUUGUCUCCCUCCUCAUCGCUGACGCCCAGGACGUCCCCACGCUCGCCUACCAGCUCCUCCUCGUCUCAUCUGCUGCAUGCCUCCUCCGCUUCAUCGGCAGCCACAUCACGCGGCAGGUGGAGGGGACUGUGCUUAUGCACGUCACCCUCGCAGACAAGCAGGAACACGCGCUGGCAAGGGAGGUUGUGGUCGCCAUCAAGGCUGACGCGGGUGGGACGUUCCGUAGAUUCGCGGUGGUUGUUCUACUGUCUGUGGAGGUUUAAUGACGACGCCGUGGGCAUGCUCUGGGACGCUGUUUAUUUUCUGUUAAGGAGAUCAGUACCUUUUCAGUCUUCAGGGUGUGAAUAUAUACAAGAUAUGUUGAUAUAACCUGUAGAAGACUCAUUUAUUUUGAGUACUCCAGUAGCUAUCACUCCUCGCUAGGUCAUAUAUAUAGUAUGUUUCUGGUAAUUUUGAUUGAACUAAUUAAUGAUCUGUGACUGUUGCAUGUAUAGUUUGUAAGCUGCAACCAGUGAGUACUACACAUGUAAAUAUGGUUCUGUUCAGAAAUUUUUCUGGUUGUACGUAAAUUAUAAUUAUGCAGUUCAGGUUUACUGGUUGUACACAUAAAAAUAUGGUUAUGUUAAAAAAUUUACUGGUUGUACAUGAAUUAUAA